Molecule: messenger RNA, 1602 nt
Organism: Ustilago hordei
Lineage: Eukaryota; Fungi; Basidiomycota; Ustilaginomycetes; Ustilaginales; Ustilaginaceae
Product: Polyubiquitin-C
Exons: 1
Coding region: 1-1602 (533 amino acids)
Biological process (GO): protein ubiquitination; modification-dependent protein catabolic process
Cellular component (GO): cytoplasm; nucleus
Molecular function (GO): ubiquitin protein ligase binding; protein tag activity
Source: RefSeq, a predicted model, not a curated record
AUGCAGAUCUUCGUCAAGACUCUGACUGGUAAGACCAUCACCCUCGAGGUGGAGUCUUUCGAUACCAUCGACAACGUCAAGGCCAAGAUUCAAGACAAGGAGGGUAUCCCACCUGAUCAGCAGCGAUUGAUCUUUGCAGGAAAGCAACUCGAGGACGGCCGCACUCUUUCCGACUACAACAUCCAGAAGGAGAGCACCUUGCACCUUGUAUUGCGAUUGCGCGGUGGUAUGCAGAUCUUUGUCAAGACGUUGACUGGCAAGACCAUCACUCUCGAAGUCGAGUCCUCUGACACGAUUGACAAUGUGAAAGCCAAGAUCCAGGACAAGGAAGGUAUUCCUCCUGACCAGCAGCGUCUUAUCUUCGCCGGGAAGCAGUUGGAAGAUGGCCGAACUCUCUCGGAUUACAACAUCCAGAAGGAGUCCACCUUGCAUCUCGUCCUCCGUCUUCGUGGUGGUAUGCAGAUUUUCGUCAAGACGUUGACUGGCAAGACCAUCACUCUUGAGGUCGAGUCGUCGGACACCAUCGACAAUGUCAAGGCUAAGAUCCAGGACAAGGAAGGUAUUCCUCCUGACCAGCAGCGAUUGAUCUUUGCAGGAAAGCAACUCGAGGACGGCCGCACUCUUUCCGACUACAACAUCCAGAAGGAGAGCACCUUGCACCUUGUAUUGCGAUUGCGCGGUGGUAUGCAGAUCUUUGUCAAGACGUUGACUGGCAAGACCAUCACUCUCGAAGUCGAGUCCUCUGACACGAUUGACAAUGUGAAAGCCAAGAUCCAGGACAAGGAAGGUAUCCCACCUGACCAGCAGCGUCUCAUUUUCGCCGGAAAGCAGCUUGAGGACGGUCGAACCCUCUCGGACUACAACAUCCAGAAGGAAUCGACCCUCCACUUGGUUCUCCGUCUCCGUGGUGGUAUGCAGAUUUUCGUCAAGACUCUGACAGGAAAGACGAUCACUUUGGAAGUUGAGUCCUCUGACACCAUCGACAAUGUCAAGGCUAAGAUCCAGGACAAGGAAGGUAUUCCUCCUGACCAGCAGCGAUUGAUCUUUGCAGGAAAGCAACUCGAGGACGGCCGCACUCUUUCCGACUACAACAUCCAGAAGGAGAGCACCUUGCACCUUGUAUUGCGAUUGCGCGGUGGUAUGCAGAUCUUUGUCAAGACGUUGACUGGCAAGACCAUCACUCUCGAAGUCGAGUCCUCUGACACGAUUGACAAUGUGAAAGCCAAGAUCCAGGACAAGGAAGGUAUUCCUCCUGACCAGCAGCGUCUUAUCUUCGCCGGGAAGCAGUUGGAAGAUGGCCGAACUCUCUCGGAUUACAACAUCCAGAAGGAGUCCACCUUGCAUCUCGUCCUCCGUCUUCGUGGUGGUAUGCAGAUUUUCGUCAAGACGUUGACUGGCAAGACCAUCACUCUUGAGGUCGAGUCGUCGGACACCAUCGACAAUGUCAAGGCUAAGAUCCAGGACAAGGAAGGUAUUCCUCCUGACCAGCAGCGAUUGAUCUUUGCAGGAAAGCAACUUGAGGACGGCCGUACUCUUUCCGACUACAACAUCCAGAAGGAGAGCACCUUGCACCUCGUCUUGCGCUUGCGUGGAGGUAAUUGA